ACUCUCGUCACAUUAAAUGUUUGGACUCACGCACGAUAUACUAAUUAAUUCAUGAUUCGACACUAAUUGUCAAAUAAAAUAAAAAUGCUACACUACCUGUUAACUAUAUCCUCUCUAACCAAACACCCCCUAAGAUAGUAGGCUGUAGCCUUCAUUCAUGACAGAAGAACCAGUGCCAGUGUUGACCCUCUAACGCGGCAAGCUGGUGGCACGUUCCUGUCUAAUGCCGGCGCGGUAGUCCUUAUUGUUAUGGGCCAGUCGACAGCAUAAAGAGUGAACGUCUCAGUCAACAUGAGACAAACGAUAUGAACCUAUACACUCAAAAAAAAAUGAACCAUACACUCAUGAAAAUCGAGAACGAAAAUUUGUCAACCAUGAAAAAUACGUACUUUUUUUACAACAAAAUACAUACUUCUUUAAGAGAGCAUAUGUUGUAGAGAAAAUUCAGAAAAUAACGCACCCAAGGAAACUGGCCACAAGUAACCAAAAUUUCCUCCUAUACAAUUCCAACUUUGUUCCAAUCUGAUCGUGAUUGAAAAUCAGUCACCAAGCAUGACCCUCACGGUAAGAACUAACCAUGACCAUGCUUCUGAAAAAGCAUAACUGGAAGCGUCCGCCGUCCGGUGUAUAGGUUGGAAUUUGGACAAGUAGUCAUUGUGCAAAUCUGGACAUUAUGCACCUGCCUCCACACAAUCGUAAAUUUAACCACAGGAAAAACAAAGUCUUCUCUUCCAUAGAACUUUUAAGCAUGCGAAAAAAUCAGACUGCUAGAAGUGGAGCACCUUCAAACACUUGCAAACUUCCAUAACCAAUCACAUCAACCAAUUAACUACAUCCAUCGCGAAAUAGUCACAGGGACCAAUUGUCGUAAUUGACCAGUUCAAAGUUGCUUUAUAAUGUUAUGAAGGUUCCGAUGACCCAACCACUGUCAGGUCAAGUCAACCAAAAGUCCUGAGUCCUGAAACAAAGAGAUGCAUAUGUUGGGCCACCAAACGCAGGAACUCAGAGCCAAACCAAAAGAACCGAUGGCAGCUCUCCUUCUCUUGUCCUUGCUCCUGCUGCUGUCCUCUACUCCCCUUCAAGCUCAACAGAACAUCACCUUGAACUCCUCCUUGACACCCCAAGGGCCUAGCACCUCGUGGCUCUCUCCAUCCGGCGACUUCGCGUUCGGCUUCCGGCCCAUCGAGGGUAACACCUCUUUCUACCUGCUCGCCGUCUGGUUCAACAAGAUCGGAGACCAGACAGUGGCUUGGUAUGCCAAGACCACUGAUUCAGAUCCAGCGCCGGUGCAAGUUUCAUCCGGUUCACGCCUCCUGCUCAACUCCAAUGGGGCGCUCUCGCUCCAGGACUCCACCGGCACAGAGGUAUGGAAUCCCCAAAUUGUGGGUGCAUCCUACGCUGCCAUGCUCGAUUCUGGAAACUUUGUACUGGUUGCUUCAGAUGGCUCUACCAAAUGGGGGAGCUUCAAAAACCCUACAGAUACCAUCCUGCCCACUCAGGUGCUCACCACUGGAAUGAGUCUCCGCAGUCGGAUCAUCCCCACCGACUACUCCAAUGGCCGCUUCCUCCUUGACCUGCAAAGUACUGGUGUGUCUCUUUAUACUGUUGCUGUGCCCUCCGGUCACCAAUAUGAUCCAUAUUGGUCCAUGGAUGUGAACACCACAAAUCUGGUAUUCAAUGCGACUGGUGUGAUAUAUAUCGGCAACCAAAGUGAAAUCACAUCUUGGGUCAUCAGCUCCAUAGCAAACUACUACCUUCGUGCCACACUUGAUCCUGAUGGUGUUUUCCGACAAUAUAUGUACCCAAAGAAAGCCAGCAACCAGAGUAAUCAGGAAUGGUCAGUAGUGGACUUCAAGCCCCCAAAUAUCUGUGAUGCACAGCUGACAAAUGUUGGAAGCGGUAUUUGCGGUUUUAACAGUUAUUGCAUAUGGAGUGGGACAAACAACCUGAGUACUUGCAUGUGCCCAGAGCAGUACUCAUUUAUUGAUGACAAGAGGAAGUAUAUAGGCUGCAAACCAGACUUCGAGCCACAAAGUUGCGACUUGGAUGAAGCAGCGGUCAUGAUGCAGUUUAAGUUGAUACCGGUGAGCCAUGUUGAUUGGCCACUGUCUGACUAUGAGCAGUAUAGCCCCAUUACUGCAGAUCAGUGUCAGAAACUCUGUAUGACAGAUUGUUUCUGUGCCCUUGCUGUGUUCCAUGAUGAAGACAAUACAUGUUGGAAGAAGAAGAUGCCUUUGUCAAAUGGCCAUAUGGGGGAUGAUGUGCAGAGGACAGUUUACAUCAAGGUACGAAAGAACAAUGGUACACAGUCUGAGAUCAUUGCUUCGAACAAAUGGAAGAAAGACAAGAAGAAUUGGAUCAUUGGAAGUUCAUUGUUUUUGGGAAGCUCUGUCUUGGUGAACAUUCUGCUGAUUUCCAUAAUACUCUUUGGUACUUACUGUACCAUCACCAUAAAAGAAGUCCCAUCUAUGCAGUCACCAAACAAUAUAGGAUUGCCCUUGAAAGCCUUCACUUAUACUGAGCUUGAGAAGGCAACCGGUGGAUUCCAGAAAGUGAUUGGCACAGGUGCCUCUGGUAUUGUGUACAAGGGCCAGCUACAAGAUGAUCUCAGUACCCACAUUGCUGUCAAAAAAAUUGACAAGCUUGAGCAUGAAACAGAGAAGGAGUUCACCAGUGAAGUCCAAACUAUUGGUCGGACGCACCACAAGAACUUGGUCAGGUUGCUAGGAUUCUGCAAUGAAGGAAAAGAAAGACUACUAGUGUAUGAAUUCAUGACCAAUGGAUCACUCAACAGAUUCUUAUUUGGUGAUACCAAGCUUCAGUGGAAUAUUCGAGCUCAGCUUGCUCUCGGGGUGGCAAGGGGGCUGCUAUACUUACAUGAGGAAUGCAGCACACAGAUUAUCCAUUGUGACAUAAAGCCCCAGAACAUCCUUCUCGAUGGCGACUUCACAGCAAAGAUCUCAGAUUUCGGCUUAGCCAAACUGCUCCGAACCAACCAGACACAAACAAAUACAGGUAUUCGGGGUACCCGAGGAUAUGUUGCCCCUGAGUGGUUUAAGAACAUCGGUAUCACUGCCAAGGUGGAUGUUUACAGCUUUGGGGUCAUCCUGUUGGAGCUUGUCUGUUGUCGACGGAAUGUUGAAUUGGAGGCUGCAGAGGAGGAUCAAAAAAUACUGACUGACUGGGCAAAUGACUGUUAUAGGUGUGGCAGAAUUGAUUUUCUGGUGGAGGGUGAUGAUGAAGCAAUUUCUGAUUUGAAGAACGUGGAAAGGUUUGUUGCAGUGGCAUUGUGGUGUCUUCAGGAGGACCCAACUAUGAGACCUACAAUGCGGAAGGUGACACAAAUGCUUGAUGAAGCAGCUGCAGUCCCAAGCCCUCCUGAUCCUACUUCCUUUGUCAGUACACUGGCAUAGCAUCACUCCUGCAUAUUGUCAUAUAUUAGUAUAUGUAUGAAGCAAUAAAAUUGUGUGGGAAAUUAGAUACAGAUAUCUACUGAAAGUUACGUCUGCUGAUACUGUAGUGUUAUUAUGUGUACUGUAAAGAGCGCAGCAGUACUGUCUGCGGAACGAAAUGCGAACGGGAGUAUCCUUCAAGUGCCGCCGCCGCCA
Messenger RNA from Sorghum bicolor (sorghum), 3608 nucleotides. RefSeq names its product G-type lectin S-receptor-like serine/threonine-protein kinase LECRK4. The coding region runs from base 972 to 3413 and encodes 813 amino acids. NCBI's taxonomy places the organism in Eukaryota, Viridiplantae, Streptophyta, Magnoliopsida, Poales, Poaceae. Gene Ontology annotation, biological process: protein phosphorylation. The transcript has a single exon. The record is from RefSeq and is a predicted model, not a curated record. Gene Ontology annotation, molecular function: ATP binding; protein serine/threonine kinase activity.